GAGAGAGAGAGAGAAGGAGAGAGAGAGAGAGAGAGAGAGAGAGAGAGAGAGAGAGAGAGAGAGAGAGAGAGAGAGAGAGAGAGAGAGAGAGAGAGAGAGAGAGAGAGAAGGAGAGAGAGAUAGAAGGAGAGAGAGAUAGAAGGAGAGAGAGAUAGAAGGAGAGCGAGAGAGAGAGAGAGAAAUAUAUAGAGAGAAAGAGAGAGGGAGAAGGAAAGAGAUAUAUACAGAAAGAGACAGAGAGAGAGAGAGAGAGAGAUUAUUAUUUACUCUAUAACACCAUAAUUAUUCUAAUGAUGCCAGCCUGUACCUGGUGCAUAGCAUCUCUGACUUUAAUCAGUCUGCUUCUCUUCAUCUCUGUGUGUAUCAAUCUCACCUGCUUUCUGAGAAACAGGAACAACAGACACAAAGCAGACAAAGAGGAGUUUCUCUACCAACAGCAUUAUCCAAGAGAGAGUCUUAGUAGAUUGGAGGAGGAAGAGGAGGAAGAGGAGGAUCAGCAGCAGGAGAAUCCCAUCUACGGAAACAUCACUACAGACUUGUGCUAUGAACCCAUGACCAAGCAACGUUCCAGAGACGACAGAAAGCCUGCGCCCCAGCACCACCAACCCGACCUGAACUACGCUUCUCUGGACCUGAACGUGGGACAGAUACCCAAGAAGAGGAAGCGUCGCUACCAGCAGGCCCAGGCCCAGGCCCAGACCCUCCCCGAGACCCAGAUGGAUGGGGAUUUCCUGGAAAUAGAUGCGGAGAUGGAGGCCUCCCUCCCCUCACGGAGUAGCAGCCCUCUGGCUUCCAGAAACAGCAUCUACCUCAAUAGUCUACAGAUGGCACUAGAGACAGAGGAGAGGGAAUAAGAGAGAGUCAAGGAGACGGGGAGGGAGAUGGAGGGAGAUGGAGGAGGAUAGAGAGAGGGAUGGAGACAGGAAGUGAGGAGAGAGGCAGAAAGAUACAGUAGGUUGUGAUGGAGGGAUGGAGACAGGAAGUGAGGAGAGAGGCAGAAAGAUACAGUAGG
Salvelinus fontinalis (brook trout) is the source of this 1012-nucleotide messenger RNA. RefSeq lists its product as uncharacterized. NCBI's taxonomy places the organism in Eukaryota, Metazoa, Chordata, Actinopteri, Salmoniformes, Salmonidae. The coding region runs from base 291 to 854 and encodes 187 amino acids. Gene Ontology annotation, biological process: positive regulation of T cell receptor signaling pathway; negative regulation of receptor recycling. Gene Ontology annotation, cellular component: T cell receptor complex. The record is from RefSeq and is a predicted model, not a curated record. The transcript is spliced from 6 exons.